Molecule: messenger RNA, 1094 nt
Organism: Lutra lutra (Eurasian river otter)
Lineage: Eukaryota; Metazoa; Chordata; Mammalia; Carnivora; Mustelidae
Gene: OPALIN
Product: oligodendrocytic myelin paranodal and inner loop protein
Exons: 6
Coding region: 147-761 (204 amino acids)
Cellular component (GO): plasma membrane; cell-cell contact zone
Source: RefSeq, a predicted model, not a curated record
UCUCGAGCCAGCCGUGGGUUCUUUGCUGAGAUGGGGGUGUAGCUGAGGAAGGAGCCUGGAAAGUAAGAGGAGAAAAAGAAAACAAAGGGGAUGGGUGAUGGGGCCAUCCACAGUGGCCUUGAAGCAGGACACCAUCUCCCUGCGAGAUGGGCAGACGACUCGGCUACUCCCUUGCCCAUAAAUGGCCAGAGCUCUCAUGGGGCCACCCCUUUGCCCCGCCACCCUGGCUCUCCCAGGCUGUUGCUCCUACAAAUGGGAAGCACAAGCCAGCAACACUAAGAAAGGAGCUCGCUGAGGGUGCUGCUGGAGAAGGUUCUUGGGAGGCAUCAGAAAUGAGUUUCUCACUGAACUUCACGCUGCUGGCCAACACGACUUCCUCCCCACCUGCUACAAGUGGGAAAGAAGCAGACUGUGGGCCCUCUCUUGGAUUAGCAGCAGGCAUCCCAUCCCUGGUGGCCACAGCCCUGCUGGUGUCCUUACUAUUCAUGCUGAUCCACCGAAGAAGAAGCAGCAAUGAUUCCACCGAGGAAAGUGAGAGGCCAUGUGAAAUUUCAGAAAUCUAUGACAAUCCCAAGAUUGCUGAGAAUCCUAGGAGGUCACCCACACAUGAGAAGAAUCUGAUGGGAGCAGAAGGAGCCCAUGUAUAUGUGAAGACUGUAGCAGGAAGCGAGGAGCCCAUGCCUGACACUUACCGUCCCACUGUCGAAAUGGAGAGAAGGAGGGGAUUGUGGUGGCUUAUGCCCAGGUUGAGCCUGGAAUGAUACAGUUCGAUCAAGGAGCAGAAUCUAGAGCUGGAACAGAACUGAAAACCCAGGGAUUUGUGCUUGGAGUGAUAAGAGAUGCCAAGCUGCUUCUUAACCAACCCAAAUUUCCUUUGAAGAUCUGAAAACUUUUGGAUUGGUUUGUCUCUGUAGGUGACAGAGCUAAGGGUUCAUUCCAACACUCAGAUCUUGUUGUUUAAUAAGCAGUGAAUCACCAAGUGAGGUCCAGAAGGAGCCUGUGGAUUUUAGUCUUGACCUAUGCUUUCCUUAAUGAUUUUGGGAAAAUGGUUUGAUUUCUGUAUGUCUUGCCUUACCAUCUUUUUUCCACAUCUU